Molecule: messenger RNA, 3267 nt
Organism: Scatophagus argus
Lineage: Eukaryota; Metazoa; Chordata; Actinopteri; Scatophagidae
Gene: rad54l
Product: RAD54 like
Exons: 18
Coding region: 372-2597 (741 amino acids)
Biological process (GO): double-strand break repair via synthesis-dependent strand annealing; reciprocal meiotic recombination
Cellular component (GO): nucleus
Molecular function (GO): DNA translocase activity; ATP-dependent chromatin remodeler activity; ATP binding
Source: RefSeq, a predicted model, not a curated record
ACGAGCAGAAGCAGCAGCAGCGACAGGAGCAGGCCUUCGUUCGUCAAAGGGAAGUUUUGCCUUUCAGGCUUGCCGUAGUGUUGUACAACAUUGAGCGCGAAGUUUACCGGGAUAAACCUGAGCCGAGAGGAAAGUGCAGUCGUAAAACUAAUGCCAUUCUAACUGUUGCUGAUUACGUUGCCUUUUAGGUCAGUGGCCUUUAGUUAUUCUUUUAUAAAGUAACAGCAAAACAGCAGCACAGAGUUGAGCGCCUUUGCUGUGGAAAUGACGCAGACAGAGCCUCUAAGUGUCUCUGAGUAACAAGGACACUAGCAGCAACACGGAGAGGAAAGGAGUCUCAACAUAGCAGCCACGGCGAAGAAACAAAGAAAAUGAGAAGGAGUCUUGCCCCCAGUCAGAUUGCUAAACGGAAACAGUCUGGAGAUUCCUGUCAAGAUGAUGACUGGACAUUUACAUCUGCUGAGAAAAGACGAAAAGGUGAUAAUGAAAUGAGAGAAAUUAGUACUUCUCCUUUCAGAAAGCCUCUGACACAGCUGAAUAACCCGCCUGCAUGUGUCGAUGGUGACAAACAUGAGGCAUUUAUUCGAAGUAUCCUCUCCAAGCCAUUUAAAAUUCCCAUUCCAAAUUACACAGGCUCUCUGGGAAUCAGGGCGCUUGGUCUAAAGCGUGCAGGAGUAAGGAAAGCACUUCACGAUCCCUUUGCAGAAGAUGCUUUGGUCCUUUAUGAACCCCCAAAUCUGAGUGCUCAUGACCUGAUCAAAGCUGACAAAGAAAAACUGCCUGUCCAUGUUGUUGUGGAUCCAGUUUUAGGAAAAGUGCUCAGACCCCAUCAGAGAGAGGGGGUGAAGUUCCUGUGGGAGUGUGUGACUGGCAGACGCAUCCUAGGAUCAUAUGGCUGCAUCAUGGCUGAUGAGAUGGGUCUGGGGAAGACUUUGCAGUGUAUCACCCUCAUGUGGACUCUGCUACGCCAAAGCCCUGAUGCUAAGCCAGAGAUAGACAAGGCCAUUGUGGUUUCACCUUCCAGUCUGGUUCGCAACUGGUACAAUGAAGUGGGAAAGUGGCUGGGAGGGCGUGUUACACCUGUGGCCAUCGAUGGAGGUUCAAAAGAUGGGAUCAAUAGACAACUAGAGAACUUCAUCUCUCAGCAUGGUUUGAGAGUACCGACCCAAAUUCUGAUCAUUUCAUAUGAAACAUUUCGUCUGCACGCUGAGGUUCUGCAUAAGGGCAAUGUUGGACUUGUCAUCUGUGAUGAGGGCCAUCGGUUAAAGAACUCUGACAACCAGACAUACCAGGCCCUGAAUACCAUGAGUGCCAAGAGGAGAGUGCUGAUAUCAGGCACCCCCAUCCAGAACGACCUGCUGGAGUACUUCAGCCUAGUCCACUUUGUUAAUUCUGGGAUCCUUGGUACAUCCCAGGAGUUUAAAAAGCGAUUUGAGCUUCCCAUCCUCAAGGGUCGAGAUGCAGAUGCCAAUGAUAAAGACAGACUGGCUGGGGAGGAGAAACUCAAGGAACUGAUCAGCAUUGUCAACAGGUGUUUGAUAAGGAGGACCUCUGAUAUCUUGUUUAAAUAUCUGCCUGUGAAGAUCGAGCAAGUUGUGUGUUGCAGGCUGACUCCUCUGCAGACAGAGCUCUACAAGUGCUUGCUCAGGCAGGCUAAACCCAUUGAGACAUUACAAGAGGGCAAACUAAAUGUCUCCUCCCUGUCUUCCAUCACGUCACUCAAGAAACUGUGCAAUCACCCAUCUCUUAUUUAUGAGAAGUGUGUGGAGGGUGAGGAGGGCUUUGAGGGGGCGCUGGACCUGUUUCAACCUGGCUACUGCAAUAAAGCUGUGGAUCCUCAGCUCUCUGGUAAAAUGCUGGUCCUUGACUACAUCCUGGCAAUGACAAGAACUACAACUAAUGAUAAGGUGGUGCUCGUCUCCAACUACACCCAAACACUAGACCUCUUUGAAAAGCUGUGCAGAGCCAGAAGAUACCUCUAUGUUCGGUUGGAUGGCACAAUGUCCAUCAAGAAAAGGGCCAAGAUUGUGGAAACAUUCAACAGUCCAUCUAGCCCAGAGUUCAUCUUCAUGCUGAGCAGCAAGGCUGGUGGAUGUGGCCUGAAUCUGAUUGGUGCCAAUCGCUUGGUUAUGUUUGAUCCUGACUGGAACCCAGCCAAUGACCAGCAGGCAAUGGCACGGGUGUGGAGAGAUGGCCAAAAGAAGACCUGUUACAUCUACAGGCUCCUCUCUACUGGGACCAUUGAGGAGAAGAUCUUGCAGAGACAGACCCAUAAGAAAGCCCUGAGCAGCUGUGUGGUGGAUGAGGAGCAGGAUGUGGAGCGUCACUUCUCUCUGGGAGAACUCCGAGAACUCUUCAUACUCAACGAGGAGACCACCAGUGACACACAUGACAAGUUUCGCUGUCGCCGCUGUGUGAAUGGCAUGGAGGUUCGGCCUCCUGCAGAUGACUCUGACUGUACCAGUGACCUUUCACAGUGGAACCAUUGCUUCAACAAGAAGGGCCUGAUGGACCAAGUGUUGAAAGCCUCCUGGGAUGCUGGUGUCUCUUUUGUUUUCCACCAGCGCUCCCAUGAGGACCAGAAGGGUGUAGUAUAGCAUGAAUGCAACAGUUUCUAUCACACUAUCACAUGCACUGUAUAUACUGUUAUUUAUUUGUUGUUGAGGUUUUCUUUAUUAUUAUUAAAACAGAAACAAUUAAGGAGAAUGAUUUAUUGGUAGCGAUUGCAGUAACUUCACAAAAAAUUGCAUUACGGGCAAAAUGUUUUAACACUGGCAGUGGAUUUACCAGUCGUGCCUAGUCAUCUUAAGGUAUACCAGUAACUGUAUAUAUGUAUAUAUAUAUAAAUAUACUGUAUAAUGCAAAACAGUUCUACAGUAAUAGAUGGAUGGCAACUACUGGUUGUCCAUUAAAAUGUUGAGAAUCAGAGGCAAACUGUAAAGCAAUUUGUCAAGAUGUAAAAGUGUGAAUAAAAAAAAGUGUUCAAAUUUGUGUGUCAUCAUAAGUAACAGUGUGUACAUGACUAACAAGGUGAAGUCCUGUUUGUUCAUGAGCAAAUCACAUUUUACUGUUACAGCCAAUGUGGUAGGCCCCACCUAUAGUAUUAUAUCUUGGAAGGAACAGUUAAAGACUGACUGCACCCAGAUAAUAAUUUGUUUGUGUUCCAGAGCAGUGCUGACAAUAUAAGAUAAGAUAAGAUGAACUUUAUUGAUCCCGCAGUGGGGAAAUUUACUUGUCUUGGCAGCUCACAAGAACAGAAAAAGUGUG